CUCCAUUUCCCUAAACAAGCCCUUCUCUGCAGUUUACCUCUAUGAAAAAAACAAAUUAACUACGCGGACCAGUGGGUUGAAGGGGAUCGCCGGAGCAAGCUGCCUCUCCCGAGCACUCCAGACGGGCAGAUCGUUACACAGUUAACAGAUUAUUACGAACGCGCAAGAACCUCCUCCGGGGCCGUUCGAGCAUCCCCAAACGACCCGGAAACCGAGCGCCGGGCCGGGGCCUGCUCCAGGCUCACCUCGCAAGAGGCCACCCCGACCCUCUCGGACUCGUACACGAGGGACAAGGACUUGCUGGUGCUGGCGGCCGAGGCCUCGGCCCUGCGCAGCACCUCCUGCCGCAGGCUCUGCUGCCGGUCGCCGGGCCCGUCGGCCAGGUCGCGGGGGUCCAUCCAGGGCGCCGGCCGGCCGUCCUCGUCCUCCGCGUCGUCGUCGAACGGGUUAUAGCUUUUGGGCUGGGCCGACAUGGUGCCGGCGCCGGUCCGGGUCAGGGCCGGAGAGCGGGGUGCGCGGCCCGGGAGGAAAGCGGCCUUCCCGGACGAACAGCGGCCCCCGCCACCGCCGACGCCGCCGUCCAGCACCGCGUCUCGACGUACAGCCUCCUUCCGCCCGACGUACACCGGAAGCCCCGCCCCCGGAGCCGACCAUCGCGCCGGGCCGCUGCGGGGGGAAGGAUGGAACCAUCCGGCGCGCGCAGCCGCAGUGACCUCACGGCUUCUCCCCUUCCCCGCUCGCAGCGAUGGAACCGCCCCGUGGCCACGCCCCACCCAGCGUCGGCUACAGAGACGUCACGUGGCGGGGAAGCCGGAUGCGUUCGCGCCUGCGCCUUGAGGCCGGGGCGCGCGCGGGCCGGGCGCGGGGAGCCGGUGGGCUGCGCUGAGGCGCGCGCGAUGAUGGCGGCGGCCGCGGCCCGGGGAGGCGGUGGCGGCGGCGGCAGCGUCUCCAGCUCCCAGGCCGGCGUCUCGCGGGGCUUCUACUUCAACACGGUUCUCUCCCUGGCCCGCUCGCUGGCCGUGCAGAGACCGGCAUCCCUGGAGAAGGUCCAAAAGCUGCUUUGCAUGUGCCCAGUCGAUUUCCAUGGGAUCUUCCAGUUGGACGAGCGACGGAGAGACGCCGUUAUUGCACUGGGGAUUUUCCUCAUCGAGUCGGAUCUCCAGCACAAAGAGACCGUGGUUCCGUAUCUUCUACGGCUUCUAAAAGGUCUUCCUAAAGUGUACUGGGUGGAAGAAAGCACAGCUCGGAAAGGCAGAGGUGCCCUCCCAGUUGCAGAGAGCUUCAGCUUCUGCUUGGUGACUCUGCUCUCGGACGUGGCGUAUAGGGACCCCUCACUUAGAGACGAGAUUUUAGAGGCACUUUUGCAGGUUUUGCAUGUCCUUUUGGGAAUGUGCCAGGCCUUGGAGAUUCAAGAAAAAGAUUACCUUUGCAGGUACGCAAUCCCGUGCCUGAUCGGCAUCUCCCGGGCCUUUGGGCGCUACAGCAAUACGGAGGAGUCUCUCCUCUCCAAGCUCUUCCCCAAAGUGCCCCCGCACUCCCUCCGGGUCCCAGAGGAGCUCGAAGGCGUCCGGAGGCGGUCCUUCAACGACUUCCGCUCCAUCCUCCCCAGCACCCUGCUGACCGUGUGUCAGGACGGCACCCUGAAGAGGAAGACGAGCAGCGUCUCCAGCAUCUCCCAGGUCAGCCCUGAGCGCGGGGUGCCCCCGCCCAGCUCCCCCGGAGGAUCCGCCUUCCACUACUUCGAAGCCCCCUGCCUGCCUGACGGAAGCACCCUGGAGCCAGGUCACUACUUCUCCACCGUCAGCUCCAGCUUCGCCGUCUCCCCUCUUUUCAAUGGCGUCACCUACAAGGAGUUCAGCAUUCCACUAGAAAUGCUUCGGGAACUCUUAAACCUGGUGAAGAAGGUCGUGGAAGAGCCUGUGCUCAAAUCCUUGGACGCCAUGGUGGCCGGCAUCUUAGAGGCCACCCCCACCGCUGAGCUCUACUACGUGGCCUUCAGUGACCCCCUCUACGUGGCCAUGUUCAAGAUGCUGCGGGACACGCUGUACCACCUGCAGGACCUCCCCACCUCCUUUGUGAAGGAGAUCCACGAUUUCGUGCUGGAGCAGUUCAACGCGAGCCAGGGGGAGCUGCAGAAGAUCCUGCACGAGGCAGACCGGGUGCACAGCGAGCUGAGCCCCCUCAAGCUGCGCUGCCAGGCCAGCGCCGCCUGUGUGGACCUCAUGGUGUGGGCCGUGAAGGAUGAGCAGGGGGCAGAAAACCUUUGCAUCAAGCUCUCGGAGAAGCUGCAGUCCAAGACGUCCAGCAAAGUCAUCAUGGCUCACCUGCCCUUGCUCGUGUGCUGCCUGCAGGGCCUGGGCCGCCUGUGCGAGAGGUUCCCGGUGGUGGUGCACUCUGUCACGCCCUCCCUGCGUGACUUCCUGGUCAUCCCGUCGCCGGUGCUGGUGAAGCUCUACAAGUACCACAGCCAGUCCCACACAGUUGCCGGCAACGAUAUAAAAAUCAGCGUAACCAACGAGCACGCCGAGCCGACCCUGAGCGUCAUGUCAGGGAGGAAGAACCAGCCCUCCAUGUACGAGCAGCUCCGGGACAUCGCCAUCGACAACAUCUGCAGGUGCCUGAAGGCCGGCCUGACGGUGGACCCGGUCAUCGUGGAGGCCUUCCUGGCCAGCCUCUCCAACCGGCUCUACAUCUCGCAGGAGAGUGACAAGGACGCACACCUGAUCCCCGAUCACACCAUCCGGGCCCUGGGCCACAUUGCAGUGGCCCUGAGGGACACGCCCAAGGUCAUGGAGCCGAUCCUGCAGAUCCUGCAGCAGAAGUUCUGCCAGCCGCCCUCCCCGCUCGACGUGCUCAUCAUCGACCAGCUGGGCUGCCUGGUCAUCACCGGAAACCAAUACAUCUAUCAGGAGGUGUGGAACCUCUUCCAGCAGAUCAGCGUGAAGGCCAGCUCGGUCGUGUACUCGGCCACGAAAGACUACAAGGACCACGGCUACAGGCACUGCUCGCUGGCCGUCAUCAACGCCCUGGCCAACAUUGCAGCCAACAUCCGCGACGAGCACCUGGUGGACGAGCUGCUCAUGAACCUGCUGGAGCUGUUCGUGCAGCUGGGGCUGGAAGGCAAGCGGGCCAGCGAGAGGGCCAGCGAGAAGGGGCCCGCCCUGAAGGCCUCGAGCAGCGCGGGGAACCUGGGUGUGCUCAUUCCCGUGAUUGCGGUGCUCACCCGACGGCUGCCGCCCAUCAAGGAAGCGAAGCCACGUCUGCAGAAGCUCUUCCGGGACUUCUGGCUCUACUCGGUGCUGAUGGGGUUCGCCGUGGAGGGCUCAGGACUUUGGCCAGAGGAGUGGUACGAGGGCGUCUGUGAAAUCGCCACCAAGUCUCCCCUGCUCACCUUCCCCAGCAAGGAGCCGCUGCGCUCCGUCCUGCAGUACAACUCCGCCAUGAAGAAUGACACCGUCACCCCCGCUGAGCUGAGCGAGCUCCGCAGCACCAUCAUCAACCUGCUGGACCCCCCGCCCGAGGUGUCGGCCCUCAUCAACAAGCUGGACUUUGCCAUGUCCACCUACCUCCUGUCCGUGUACCGCCUGGAGUACAUGAGGGUGCUGCGCUCGACAGAUCCCGACCGCUUCCAGGUCAUGUUCUGCUACUUUGAGGAUAAAGCUAUUCAGAAGGACAAGUCUGGGAUGAUGCAGUGUGUGGUUGCCGUCGCCGACAAAGUGUUUGAUGCCUUCCUCAACAUGAUGGCAGAAAAAGACAAGACCAAGGAGAACGAGGAGGAGCUGGAGCGGCACGCACAGUUCCUGCUGGUCAACUUCAACCACAUCCACAAGAGGAUCCGCAGGGUGGCGGACAAGUACCUGUCCGGCCUGGUGGACAAGUUUCCUCACCUGCUGUGGAGCGGGACGGUGCUAAAGACCAUGCUGGACAUCCUGCAGACCCUGUCGCUGUCACUGAGCGCCGACAUCCACAAGGACCAGCCCUACUACGACAUCCCUGACGCUCCCUAUCGCAUCACGGUGCCCGACACGUACGAAGCCCGGGAGAGCAUCGUGAAGGACUUCGCCGCACGCUGUGGCAUGAUUCUCCAGGAGGCUAUGAAGUGGGCACCGACAGUCACCAAGUCCCACCUGCAGGAAUAUCUGAACAAGCAUCAGAACUGGGUGUCGGGCCUGUCCCAGCACACGGGGCUGGCCAUGGCCACCGAGAGCAUCCUGCACUUCGCUGGCUACAACAGGCAGAGCACGACUCUCGGGGCGACUCAGCUGACGGAGCGCCCGGCCUGCGUGAAGAAAGAUUACUCCAACUUCAUGGCGUCCCUGAAUUUGCGCAACCGCUACGCGGGAGAGGUGUACGGGAUGAUCCGCUUCUCGGACGCGACCGGCCAGAUGUCCGACCUCAACAAGAUGAUGGUGCAGGAGCUGAACUCGGCGCUAGAGCUCGGCAAGGCCGAGCCCUACACGCAGGCCAUGUUCAAGCUGACCGCGAUGCUCAUCAGCUGCAGAGAUUGCGACCCCCAGCUCCUGCACCAUCUGUGCUGGGGGCCUCUGCGGAUGUUCAGCGAGCACGGCAUGGAGACCGCCCUGGCCUGCUGGGAGUGGCUGCUGGCUGGCAAGAACGGCGUGGAAGUGCCGUUCAUGCGGGAGAUGGCCGGGGCCUGGCAGAUGACCGUGGAGCAGAAGUUUGGCCUGUUUUCUGCGGAGAUCAAGGAAGCAGACCCACUGGCAGCGUCGGAAGCCAGUCAGCCCAAGCCCUGUCCCCCCGAAGUGACCCCUCACUACAUCUGGAUCGACUUCCUGGUGCAGAGGUUCGAGAUCGCCAAGUACUGCAGCUCGGACCAGGUGGAGAUCUUCUCCAGCCUGCUGCAGCGCUCCAUGUCCCUGAACAUCGGCGGGGCCAAGGGGGGCAUGAACCGGCACGUGGCGGCCAUCGGGCCCCGCUUCAAGCUGCUGACGCUGGGGCUGUCUCUGCUGCACGCCGACGUGGUCCCAAACGCCACGAUCCGCAACGUGCUCCGGGAGAAGAUCUACUCCACAGCCUUCGACUACUUCAGCUGCCCCCCAAAGUUCCCUACUCAAGGGGAGAAGAGGCUGCGAGAAGACAUCAGCAUAAUGAUCAAGUUCUGGACGGCCAUGUUCUCGGACAAGAAGUACCUCACGGCCAGCCAGCUCGUGCCCCCAGAUAACCAGGACACGCGGAGCAACUUGGACAUAACCGUCGGCUCCCGGCAGCAGGCCACGCAGGGCUGGAUCAACACCUAUCCGCUGUCCAGCGGCAUGUCCACCAUCUCCAAGAAGUCGGGGAUGUCGAAGAAAACCAACCGCGGCUCCCAGCUGCACAAGUACUACAUGAAGCGCCGGACCCUGCUGCUGUCCCUGCUGGGCCGGCGCCUGAGCCUGCGCAGCCCGUGGGCACCCCGUCCGCUCCUGCAGGCCACCGAGAUCGAGCGCCUCAUCACCUGGUACAACCCGCUGUCGGCCCCGGAGCUGGAGCUGGACCAGGCGGGGGAAAGCAGCGUGGCCAACUGGAGGUCCAAGUACAUCAGCCUGAGCGAGAAGCAGUGGAAGGACAACGUGAACCUCGCCUGGAGCAUCUCCCCUCACCUGGCCGUGCAGCUGCCAGCCAGGUUCAAGAACACGGAGGCCAUCGGGAAUGAAGUGACCCGUCUCGUCCGGCUGGACCCGGGAGCUGUGAGCGACAUCCCCGAGGCCAUCAAGUUCCUGGUCACCUGGCACACCAUCGACGCCGACGCGCCCGAGCUCAGCCACGUGCUCUGCUGGGCGCCCGCCGACCCGCCCACGGGCCUGUCCUACUUCUCCAGCAUGUACCCGCCCCACCCGCUCACCGCCCAGUACGGGGUGAAGGUCCUGCGGUCCUUCCCUCCGGAGGCCAUCCUGUUCUACAUUCCACAGAUCGUGCAGGCGCUCAGGUACGACAAGAUGGGCUACGUGCGCGAGUACAUCCUGUGGGCAGCGUCCAAGUCCCAGCUCCUGGCCCACCAGUUUAUCUGGAACAUGAAAACCAACAUCUACCUGGACGAAGAGGGUCACCAGAAGGACCCCGACAUCGGCGACCUCCUGGAGCAGCUGGUGGAGGAGAUCACGAGCUCCUUGUCGGGUCCAGCCAAGGACUUCUACCAGCGGGAAUUCGACUUCUUCAACAAGAUCACCAACGUGUCGGCCAUCAUCAAGCCCUACCCCAAAGGGGACGAGAGGAAGAAGGCCUGCCUGUCCGCUCUGUCAGAAGUGAAGGUCCAGCCUGGCUGCUACCUGCCCAGCAACCCCGAAGCCAUCGUCCUGGACAUCGACUACAAGUCCGGGACCCCGAUGCAGAGUGCCGCGAAGGCACCGUACCUGGCCAAGUUUAAGGUCAAGCGAUGUGGCGUCAGUGAACUCGAGAAGGAGGGCCUGCGGUGCCGCCCGGACUCGGCCGAGCAGGGCACCGUGCAGGAGGCCGACGGCCAGAGGAUCUCCUGGCAGGCGGCCAUCUUCAAAGUGGGCGAUGACUGCCGGCAGGACAUGCUGGCCCUGCAGAUCAUCGACCUCUUCAAGAACAUCUUCCAGCUCGUCGGCCUGGACCUCUUCGUGUUCCCCUACAGGGUGGUGGCCACGGCCCCCGGGUGUGGGGUGAUCGAGUGCAUCCCCGACUGCACGUCGCGCGACCAGCUGGGCCGCCAGACGGACUUCGGCAUGUACGACUACUUCACGCGCCAGUACGGGGACGAGUCCUCUCUGGCCUUCCAGCAGGCCCGCUACAACUUCAUCCGGAGCAUGGCCGCCUACAGCCUGCUGCUGUUCCUGCUGCAGGUCAAGGACCGGCACAACGGCAACAUCAUGCUGGACCGGCGGGGCCACAUCAUCCACAUCGACUUCGGCUUCAUGUUCGAGAGCUCGCCUGGCGGCAACCUGGGCUGGGAGCCAGACAUCAAGCUAACAGACGAGAUGGUGAUGAUCAUGGGGGGCAAGAUGGAGGCCACGCCCUUCAAGUGGUUCAUGGAGAUGUGUGUCCGUGGCUACCUGGCCGUCAGGCCCUACAUGGACGCGGUCGUCUCGCUCGUCACCCUCAUGCUGGACACCGGCCUGCCCUGCUUCCGAGGCCAGACCAUCAAGCUCCUCAAGAACAGGUUCAGCCCCAACAUGACGGAGCGGGAGGCCGCCAACUUCAUCAUGAAGGUCAUUCAGAGCUGCUUCCUCAGCAACAGGAGCCGGACCUACGACAUGAUCCAGUACUACCAGAACGACAUCCCCUACUGAGCCCACCGAGGACGGGGCCCAGGCCAGGCAGGAGGGUGCCUGUGAGCUCGGCCCCUGACCCCGGGGGUGUGGACGACCCCGAGGACCCCCUGCACUGGCCACAUUCCCUGUGUGUCUUGUUCCCUAGGUACAUGAAGU
This is a messenger RNA of Choloepus didactylus (southern two-toed sloth), 7388 nucleotides long. RefSeq names its product phosphatidylinositol 4-kinase alpha (gene PI4KA). Gene Ontology annotation, biological process: phosphatidylinositol-mediated signaling; phosphatidylinositol phosphate biosynthetic process. Gene Ontology annotation, cellular component: cytoplasm; plasma membrane. Gene Ontology annotation, molecular function: 1-phosphatidylinositol 4-kinase activity. NCBI's taxonomy places the organism in Eukaryota, Metazoa, Chordata, Mammalia, Pilosa, Megalonychidae. The record is from RefSeq and is a predicted model, not a curated record. The coding region runs from base 681 to 7250 and encodes 2189 amino acids. The transcript is spliced from 55 exons.